Molecule: messenger RNA, 1802 nt
Organism: Plectropomus leopardus (leopard coralgrouper)
Lineage: Eukaryota; Metazoa; Chordata; Actinopteri; Perciformes; Serranidae
Molecular function (GO): arylformamidase activity
Source: RefSeq, a predicted model, not a curated record
GGGUGCGAGGCCGACCGGUUUUUGGAGGACAGGUUGUUCACUGAGGUUAUCACCGCAUCGCCUCAUCCGACACACCGAGUUUAACGCCAGACCACAUGAACCCGGGACCCGGCUGCGGCAUUAGGCGCUACAUGUGAUUAUUUGUGGGAAGACGGACGGACUGACUCACGACAUGUCAGGGUUAAGAUGUCACAUGUCGCUUCCUGUGUCCGCGGGUGUCCUGCUGGUGGGCCUCCCGUACUCCAUCUCUCUGGCUGCCCAAUGGCUGUAUGGCUGGCCCAACAAGCCGGGAUAUAAGAAGUACAUAGAAGCUCUAAAACCAAGGCGAAUAUACUGUUUGACCAGAGCUGUGCUGGAAACUCUGAAGUAUCUACAAUAUGGGAGGCUUUACUUUCAGUGGAAGUCAUGGUACAAGAACAACGAAAACCGAAAGCAUUAUGAAAAGGGCAUCGUAUUUGGCCGCAGAAGCAACAAGCUGGACUUGUACCACCCUCCAGACGUGAGCAGGUCUAAAGAUGUCCCUGCGCCGCUGGUGGUUUUCAUCUACGGAGGUGCGUGGGGCUCCGGAGACAGAUCCAUUUACUGUUUGCUGGCGAGGCGGAUGGCGGAGGAGCAUGCAACUGUCAUUUGUCCCGAUUACUUCACCUAUCCAAAGGGGAACGUUUUAGGGAUGGUCCAAGAUAUUGCUGACUGCUUGGUUUGGGCUCAAGAGAGUGGACACAAGUUCAACUUUGACAAGGACAACAUAGUACUAAUUGGCCAUUCAGCAGGUGCACAUUUGUGUGCACUGACCACACUGUUUCUCAUUGAUGCAAGAGAGGAGCUUUUCAUCGAGGCCAGCAAGCUGAGGGACGUUACAUCGGCAAUAAGAGGAGUUAUUGGUCUGAGCGGCGUGUACAACAUCAUGGACCAUUAUGAGCACGAGCAGAGGCGAGCGGUCGAGUUUGUCUCCACCAUGCACAAAGCCAUGAAUGGAGUGGAGAACUUUCCGUAUUACUCACCAACACACAUACUCAACACGUUUAGCCGAGACCAACAAAACAGAGUGCCUCCGUUCGCUUUGCUCCAUGGGACCAAUGACAUUAUCGUUCCUGUUGAAUCUUCCACAAAGUUUCACGACCUCCUCACCUCGCUGUCCAUAAAGGUGUCGCUCUACCUGCUGCCCAGAGUCGACCACACUGAGAUAGUCACCGACCUCAUGGCGUCAGACCGGCACUUCUACCAUCCCAUCUACAGCUGCAUCAAACAGGAGUACAACAAACUUUCGGGAACCUGCUGACGUCCCUUCAGAACAUCAGACAAACUGUCAUUCAUCACUGAUAAUUUACUGAUUGUGCCAUUAACUCUGUUUACAGUUUCUGCUCUAAUACCUCAACGUGAAUCCUGUUCAGCCUUGAUUUUAACUUUAUUGUGAUUCCAUGAUUAUAAUUUAUAUUUUGAUCAGACUGUAAUUGAGUAAAUCCUGGGGUUGUUUCUGAUUCAUUUUUUCAUCUACAUUAUUGAAAAAAAAAGGUUCUUGGUGGACUGCAAUCUGGAAAAACAACGUUCUUAUAAAAAUUUUAUCCAGAUUGCAGUAACACUGUUAUUAAAAAGAGUAAAGCACACUGAUACAUAGUAUUGAAAUGGGUCCAGUUACAGUCCAUACUUCUGUUUCAGACCAACUAUGUCCUAAAGACACUGCCACAUUUUGAUUCAUUAACUCAUGUUAUCAUAUUUGCAUUAAAUUAAACUUAAAUUGUAUUAUCUUUUCUUGAAUACCUAUUAUUGAUAUCAGACACAUUAAACCCUCCUGAAGGAACUGA